CAGUCCUCUGUUUGGGGAAGCGGGGCUGGUGAAGUGUGGCGGACAUGGGGCAGGUUGGAAUUCGCUGAGGGUGUGUGGAGGCGGGGAACAGAGAACAGCGAAAAACACCUUACAGCUCAGAGCCAGAGAGUGAAAGAAGAGGUUUUCCUAUGGCGUGUGAUUGACCAGUCCAGUCUCAUUGGCUUUGGUUGUGCAAGUGAUAGAGAGAAGGGGAAUAUUAAAUAUGGCUGGAAAGUGUCUGCAGUUGUGCGUAUUUGUAAUCUGCGCGAUUCAAACGAGCACUGGGUUUAACAUUGACGUGCAGUUCCCGGUCAUCAAAGAAGGAAAAACCAAGGGCAGUUUAUUUGGAUUUUCUGUUGCAUUGCACAAACAGACCGAAAAGACAAAGAAGAACUUCCUCUUAGCCGGAGCGCCCCAAGAAAAAGCCCAGCCCCAACUCAGCAAAUUCAAUAUUAAUGAAACCGGAGCCGUGUAUUACUGUCCCAUCAGUAUCGAGCAGGAUGACUGCAGGAGGAUGGACCUCAUCAGUCCACCGCAGUCAUCAGAGAUGGUGGAGGGCAUGUGGCUGGGAGUGACCGUGGCCAGUCAGAGGAAUGGAGGACAUGUGCUGGCAUGUGGUCAUCGCUAUGUAAAAAAACUGCUGGGCGCCGAAGAGCAUCAGCGUAUGGUGGGCAAAUGUUACGUGCGGGGCAACGACCUGACCUAUGACCCGACUGAUUACUGGCAGUCUGACACUUACGAGCUCUGUGACUUCAACUAUGACCAGAACCUGGAGGGCAUGUGUAACAUGGGCAUCUCAGGGGGCAUGACGGAGAAUGACGUGUACUUUGGGACGCCUGGCAGCUUUGUGUGGCAGGGAACCGUCCAUAUGAAAGAGAGAGACCCCAACUUUGAUUUUGCCGGAGAUGCAAAUGAAAUAAGCUUCGGUAAGCUAGGCGAGGACAAACUCAACAUCUACAUAGGUUACUCUGUGCUGGAGGACAUUAAGUUACUGGAUCGUUCUAAGUACACUGUGGUGACGGGGGCUCCCAGAGACAAUUUCAGAGGUUCAGUGAUCCUGGCAGAAAAACAAGGUUUGGUUCUUAACCCAGUGAUGACCAUCCCAGGGGAACAAAUAGGGUCAUACUUUGGCAGCUGCUUGGCGGUGACCGACCUCAACAAUGACGACUGGAACGACCUGAUCGUUGGAGCUCCAUUCUACUUUGAUCGCAACAAGGAGGAGGGAGGAGCUGUUUACAUCUUCAUGAACGAGAACGGAUCCUUCCAGAAAAAAGCCAGCUUGGUUCUGAAGGGUAAAAAAGGCUCAGGGUUUGGAUUUGCUGUUGCUGCGGUGGGGGACAUCAAUCAGGAUGGAUUUCAAGAUUUAGCUGUUGGCGCUCCGUUCCAAGACUCUGGGAAAGUCUUUUUAUGGAUGGGGAGCAAAAAUGGAAUAACUAAGGAGCCCAGCCAGGUGAUUGAGGGGAAAUCAUUAGGUCCCAGUGGCUUUCAGACAUUCGGCUACUCUCUCAGUGGAGGGAUGGAUAUGGAUGGAAAUGAUUAUCCUGAUAUUUUGGUGGGCUCCAUGGAUGACCGCAUCGCUCUCUUGAGGGCUCGUCCGGUCAUCCACCUCUCCCAAAACUUAACAGUAGAGCCAAAGAUUGUGAUUCCAAACCAGUGUGUUAAUUCCUGCAUAAAGGUGAAAGUGUGUUUCAGCUACAAUCUCAGCACUGGAAACACAGCCUUCAAGAAGGACAUCACUGUGAAGUACACAGUAGAUGCUGACCCGAAUCGCCGUGGCGCCCGAGUUCGUUUCCUGGACAACAAGCAAAGCACAUUUACAGGCCUGCUGUCUUUCUCCACUCCCGCAUGUCAAGAGCUGGAACUUUCUGUUCAUACUCCUGUGAGGGACAAACUUCAGCCCAUAGUGUUCACUCUCAAUGUUUCUCUGAACGAGCAGAAAGCAGCAGCACAGCAAACACUGCAGAGUCUGGACGCUUUCCCUGUGCUGAGCGGCCAGCAGACCCUGACCAGCAAAACUGAGAUUAACUUUCAUAAGGAGUGUGGUGUUGACAACACGUGUAGCAGUAACCUGCAGCUCAAGGCCAAAUUUGCUGAUGAGAAUUACAUUCCCUUCCCCAGUCAGACUAUGGAGUUCAACAGUAACAUUAAGAAGCUGGUGAUGAUGGUGAAUGUUACUAACAUGCCGGAUGGAGGUAAGCAGGAGGCCGAGGACGCCCAUCAGGCCACGCUGAGCAUCACCAUUCCGCCCUCACUCAAAUACUCAGGAGUGCGCCCUCUGACUGGUUUAGGUAUUGAGUGCAGCGCAGACGAGACUGUGAUAUGCGAUCUGGGAAACCCAUUUAAAAGCAAUCACAAGACCUCCUUGAUAAUCAUCUUUGAGACUUCUGGUGUUACACUUUACACAAAGCAGAUUGAAUCGCAGCUUCAGCUCUCCACUAUCAGUGAGCAGAAGGAUCUGGAUCCUGUUUCUGUCACUCUUAACGUGAAGAACACGGUCCUUACUACCUUCUCCCUAGAAAAACAAGUGAUUGACACGACGUUCAGUGGCAGUGUGAUUGGUGAAUCUGCCAUGAACAGCAUCAGUGAUGUGGGGAGUCCGCUGGAGUUUGUGUUUCGUGUGCACAUGCAAGGAGAACCUCUGGGAGAUCUGGGAACUCUGAUGAUUGACUUUGAAUGGCCAUAUGAGGUAGCCAAUGGGAAAUGGCUGCUGUAUCUCACAGAGAUAGUGAUCAAAGGAGCUUUAGAGUUGCACUGCGUCCCACCGGGGAAGAUUGUCAACCCUCUCAACCUCACACUGUCAGAUCGAGGUACCAAACGGUCUAAAAGAGCGGUGGAAUCCGGAUAUCCCCAGGCAGAAGCUUCUGUCACUGUCCUGGCACCUCGUAAAGUGCCCCAUUUUCUGGAGUGUUCAAAGAUGACGGCUCGCUGUGUGACCUUCUCCUGCCCGCUGCACAACAUGUCGACUCAGACAGAGAUCAGAGUCCGGUCACGCGUGUGGAACAGCACCUUGCUGGAGGAUUACGCCAAUGCCCUGCGAGUGGAAGUGAAGGGCCAGGCCACGCUGAGACUGCUGACGGAUAAACCGGCCAUCAGGAUGGACAACCAGACCAGAGAGUUUUCAGUAAACAUUGACCCGGUGCUGGGAGAGGAGACGCCGUAUGAAGUUCCUCUCUGGAUCAUCAUUGUUUCCGCGGUUGCAGGGAUUCUGUUAUUAGGCAUCAUCAGUCUCAUCCUGUGGAAGUGCGGUUUCUUCCGACGGGCAAGCAGGAGGGAGAUGUAUGAGGCCAAAUCCCAGAAAGCAGAAAUAAAGAUCCAGCCCUCUGAGACAGAGAGGCUGACGGAGGAAUUCUGAGUCUGCAGGGGCCCUCAGGCCCCUAUGGCAGCACCAUUAGGGCCCUUCGUGUGGUUUCUUCAAAAGGGCUGUUUACUACAGGAUAAUGCCAAAGUACCACGGUGUGAAAGUACGCAAAGAGGAGCGCUAUAACUUGGCCUUUCAGCCUGAGCAAGAAACUCUGGGUCAUCAACUGGACAGAAAUGCAUGAAUAUUACUACUGACCUCUUCACCUCUCUCCGUCCAGAGCCAGGGGAGUGUGAUGAUUGGAGGAUGUCUUUUAUUAACCCCGCCUCAAGUCAACAGACACUGGACACUAGCGUUUGGAGCCGCCACUCGUGCAGUGAGAACGUUUUGAAAUGUUUGUUGGUCUGAGUGCAAUAUCGUGAUUUGUAGACCAUUAAACCGCUUUCAACAAAGCAAGAGUACUGUCUGGGACAUCUUUGACUUAGUAGAGCAACUGAUAUAUUUUCCUAGUUUUAAAUUUUCAUGAAUAUGUAAAUACAUUUCAGUUUCAAGUGUGUUUAAUUGCAUUUUAAAUUUUAUUCCAUUAAAAUAUUUUUUUUAAUAUCACUAUAAUAGUUUACCUGCCAAAGCCUUGAGGCUUUUUACUUAUACUGAACUGAUCUGAGACCAGUUCUGAUCAAAUAGCACUGAGGAAAUAGACUUGAUUUCCAAGUUCCAGUUGCAUUUUCAGGGAUGCUUAUUUUUUAACACGGUGUAAGAACUGCUCCAUUUUUUUUUUCAGCUACUUCCUUCCAUGGAGGAAGACUACAGUGUUUAAGUCUGUAAAUUGUUUGCCCAAACCACCACAUUCCUGUCAGAAUUAGUUGGGUAAAAUCUCUAGAAGUUGGGUCAAUCUCAAAUGAAAAAAAUAUAUAAAUAAAAUGUUUAAUUCAAAAAGCUUAAUUCAAUUUAGCACAUUUUUUUUCAUUGUGAGGCAAUUUUUAUAACAAUUAAGCACAAUGAAAUUCUUAUUACUGCAAUGCAAUGUAAAAAAAAACAACAACAAAA
Messenger RNA from Cyprinus carpio (common carp), 4345 nucleotides. Its product is annotated as integrin alpha-3-like. Lineage: Eukaryota; Metazoa; Chordata; Actinopteri; Cypriniformes; Cyprinidae. Gene Ontology annotation, molecular function: integrin binding. Gene Ontology annotation, biological process: leukocyte migration; cell-matrix adhesion; cell-cell adhesion. The record is from RefSeq and is a predicted model, not a curated record. Gene Ontology annotation, cellular component: integrin complex; external side of plasma membrane.